Cucumis sativus (cucumber) is the source of this 1949-nucleotide messenger RNA. RefSeq names its product cytochrome P450 CYP73A100. The transcript has 2 exons. The record is from RefSeq and is a predicted model, not a curated record. Bases 117 to 1697 code for a protein of 526 amino acids. Lineage: Eukaryota; Viridiplantae; Streptophyta; Magnoliopsida; Cucurbitales; Cucurbitaceae. Gene Ontology annotation, molecular function: heme binding; oxidoreductase activity, acting on paired donors, with incorporation or reduction of molecular oxygen; iron ion binding.
UCUACUUUUCUCAAUUUCAAUACAAAAAGCACAUAGAUUUGCUUCCUACCCCCAAAAUCAAUACCUAUAUAAACCAUUUCCCCUUCUUUCAUUCUCUCAAUCGCCUCUCUUUACAUAUGGCUUCCAACGCCUUCUUUUCUCUCUCUUCAAUGCUUCUUGUUUCUGUUGUCACUAAGUUCAUAUUUCCCAUGUCUCCACUUGCUUUUGGACUAACUAUCUUUUUUGUUCCUCUCCUCACUUAUAUCAUCUCUUCCAUGGCCUCCUCCUCUAAGCUUCCUCCUGGUCCUCUCUCCAUUCCCAUUUUUGGCAAUUGGCUCCAAGUUGGUAAUGAUCUCAACCAUCGCCUUCUUGCUUCCUUCUGCGACAGAUUUGGCUCCAUAUUCCUCUUGAAGCUUGGCUCCAAGAACCUUGUUGUUGUGUCCGACGCUGAGCUUGCCAGCCAAGUUCUCCAUGCUCAGGGUGUCGAGUUUGGCUCUCGUCCUCGUAAUGUUGUGUUUGAUAUCUUCACUGGAAAUGGUCAGGAUAUGGUGUUUACGGUUUAUGGAGACCAUUGGCGUAAGAUGCGUAGAAUCAUGACUUUGCCGUUUUUUACAAAUAAAGUGGUGCAUAAUUAUAGUGGCAUGUGGGAGGAUGAGAUGGACUCUGUGGUUCGUGACCUUAAGAGUAACAAGAAGUUUCAAUCUGAAGGGAUAGUCAUCAGAAAGCGUUUGCAGUUGAUGUUGUACAACAUCAUGUAUAGAAUGAUGUUUGAUGCAAAGUUUGAGUCUCAGGAUGAUCCUUUGUUUAUUGAAGCAACUAAGUUCAACUCAGAAAGAAGUCGAUUAGCACAGAGUUUUGAGUACAACUAUGGAGAUUUCAUUCCUCUCCUUAGACCAUUCUUAAGAGGUUACUUGAACAAGUGCAGAGAUUUGCAGACUAGGAGGUUGGACUUUUUCAACAAAAACUACGUGGAAAAAAGAAGGAAAAUAAUGGCUGCUAAUGGAGAUAAACACAAGAUAACUUGUGCCAUGGAUCAUAUCAUAGAUGCUCAAAUGAAAGGUGAGAUAAGUGAAGAGAAUGUGAUUUACAUUGUAGAGAACAUCAAUGUGGCAGCGAUAGAAACAACAUUAUGGUCAAUGGAAUGGGCAAUAGCCGAGCUAGUGAAUCAUCCAGAAAUUCAACACAAGAUUCGAGAGGAGAUUGCUAAUGUCCUAAAAGGAAAGGAAGUGACUGAAUCAAACCUUCACGAAUUGCCAUACUUACAAGCAACAGUAAAAGAAACAUUGAGGUUGCACACCCCAAUUCCAUUGUUAGUGCCACAUAUGAACUUGGAAGAGGCGAAACUAGGAGGAUACACCAUUCCAAAGGAAUCCAAGGUGGUCGUUAAUGCAUGGUGGCUAGCUAAUAACCCCAAGUGGUGGAAAAAUCCAGAGGAGUUUAGGCCAGAGAGGUUCUUCGAAGAAGAAAGUGGAACAGAAGCGGUUGCUGCAGGAAAAGUGGAUUAUCGAUUCUUACCCUUUGGAGUUGGAAGGAGGAGUUGUCCUGGAAUUGUUCUGGCAAUGCCAAUAUUAGGUCUCAUUGUUGCCAAGUUAGUUUCAAAGUUUGAAAUGAAACCCCCAAGUGCAAUGGAGAAGAUCGAUGUCACAGAGAAAGGAGGACAAUUCAGCCUACAUAUAGCCAACCACUCCACUGUCGUUUUUAACCCCAUCAAUUCUUAAUAUUUCCCACCCAUUCCUUAUAUUUUACUCUCUUUUUUGUUAUAGAUUUAAUUUCAUUACUUUUAAAUGACAUGUUCAAAUAAAGAUCCUAAAUCAUCUCUAAAUCAUCAAGAGAUGAAAAUAAUACAAAACAAAAUUUUCACAGAGAUAGGAAAGUAAUUUAGUCUACACAUUGUAAACUCAAUUGUGGCUUAGCCUUAUUAAAAUAUGCUUAAAGUGGUGGCUGAUUGAAGUAGAAUUGCACUUUCUUAA